AUGGCAGACAGUUUUUCGCUUAAUGAUGCGUUAUCUGGGUCUGGAAACCCAAACCCUCAGGGAUGGCCUGGUCAGUGGGGAAACCAGCCCGCUGGGGCAGGGGGCUAUCCAGGGGCCCAUCCUUAUCCUGGGGCCUACCCUGGACAGGCUCCUCCAGGGGCCUACCCUGGCCAGGCACCCCCGGCCGCCUACCCUGGCCAGGCACCCCCGGCUGCCUACCCUGGCCCAACGGCACCAGGAACUUAUCCCGGACCACCCGCACCCGGAGCCUACCCGGGGCAGCCUGGCGGGCCUGGGGCCUACCCGCCGCCCGCCCAGCCAAGUGCUCCCGGAGCCUACCCGGCUGCUGGCCCCUUUGGUGUUCCCGCUGGGCCACUGACCGUGCCCUAUGAACUGCCUCUGCCUGCGGGAGUUAUGCCUCGCAUGCUGAUCACCAUCCUGGGCACGGUGAAGCCCAACGCAAACCGAAUUGCCUUAGAUUUCAAGAAGGGGAAUGAUGUUGCCUUCCACUUUAACCCACGCUUCAAGGAGGACAACCAGAGAGUCAUUGUUUGUAAUACCAAGGUGCACGAUGCCUGGGGAAGGGAAGAAAGACAUGCGCAAUUCCCAUUCAAGAGUGGCCAACCAUUUAAGAUACAAAUUCUGGUUGAGUCUGACCACUUCAAGGUUGCAGUCAAUGAUGCUCACUUGUUGCAGUACAAUCAUCGGAUGAAAAAUCUCAACGAAAUCACCAAACUGGGAAUUUCAGGUGAUAUCGACCUCACCAGUGCUUCCCAUGCUAUGAUAUAAUCUGAAAGGCCAGAUACUUUUUUAAGAUUAAAAUUGUAUCUGAACCUUAUACAUGUCAAAACUACAUAUUCAUCAUGAAUGGAAAAUUUUACACUUAUUCAUCAAUAUCCUUCUUGUAAGUCAUCCAUUUAAUAAAUUUAAUAUGCUAAGAGUU
This is a messenger RNA of Carlito syrichta (Philippine tarsier), 943 nucleotides long. RefSeq names its product galectin 3 (gene LGALS3). The transcript has 5 exons. NCBI's taxonomy places the organism in Eukaryota, Metazoa, Chordata, Mammalia, Primates, Tarsiidae. Gene Ontology annotation, cellular component: nucleus; immunological synapse. The record is from RefSeq and is a predicted model, not a curated record. Gene Ontology annotation, molecular function: carbohydrate binding; laminin binding; IgE binding. Bases 1 to 789 code for a protein of 262 amino acids. Gene Ontology annotation, biological process: negative regulation of endocytosis; positive chemotaxis; monocyte chemotaxis.